Messenger RNA from Branchiostoma belcheri (Belcher's lancelet), 1175 nucleotides. Its product is annotated as dehydrogenase/reductase SDR family member 11-like. NCBI's taxonomy places the organism in Eukaryota, Metazoa, Chordata, Leptocardii, Amphioxiformes, Branchiostomatidae. The transcript is spliced from 7 exons. Bases 70 to 828 code for a protein of 252 amino acids. The record is from RefSeq and is a predicted model, not a curated record. Gene Ontology annotation, molecular function: oxidoreductase activity.
AACAACUAGGGAACCGUGUCGUUAUCUGGGUGACACGCGGUUUACAGACGUACUCUCAGUCGAUCGGACAUGGAGCGUUGGAGCGGCCGUGUAGCGCUGGUGACCGGCGCGUCUGUGGGGAUCGGGAACGCCACAGCUCGUGCACUGGUCCAGCACGGCAUGAAGGUGGUGGGGUGUGCGCGGGACGUCGACAAAAUACGGGAAACAGCAGCCGAGCUGCAGCAGGCAGGUGCUGUAGGACAGCUGUAUCCUGUCAAAUGUGACCUGACAGUGGAGGCUGAGAUCAGAGCCAUGUUUGACGACAUCCAGUCCCAACAUGGCGGCGUGGACGUCUGUAUCAACAACGCCGGUGUGGCCACCAAGGACCGGAUCCUGUCCGGGAGUAUGGAGGCGUUCAGGAUGAUGACAGAUGUGAACAUACUGGCGCCCACCCUCUGUACCCAGCUGGCUGUACAGCAGAUGAGGAAGAGAGGAGUGGACGAUGGGCACAUCAUCACCUUAAACAGCAUGUCUGGCCACCGUGUUGGUGGGCUUGCGUUCUAUUCCAUGACGAAGUUUGCCAUCAAGGCUUUCAAUGACGGUCUGAGGAUGGAGUUGAAAGACAUGAAAUCACACAUCAGAACUACGUGCAUCUCUCCCGGACGUGUAGAGACAGAGUUCAUUCCUCGCAUAUAUGAAGACGAUCCACAGAAGGCUCAAGAUCUACACGCCGCCAUGGAAUGUCUGCAAGCCAAGGACAUUGCUGAUACAGUCCUGUAUGUUUUGGGUGCCCCACCACAUGUGGAGGUUCAUGAGGUGAUGGUACGGCCGACAGAGCAGAAAUACUAGGAACUGAAGUGACUCUGCUGUAUGAAUAUGGUGGUAACUGCGCAUGCUGAUGAGCAUUACAUCUAGCUUUUGUUUAAAAAACACAAUUAAUUUUUAUUAGCCCUUAGUUCAAUAUGGCUGCAACUAAUAGGUGUGUGUUAAUGUUCACUUCGCUUCUUCCUUUUCUCUUGCAGGUACUAAAUGUUCCAAAUCCACGCAGACCUGGCUUCUGCUGCAUCUGCUGCUGCUGCUCUCGUUGAAUGUUAUGUAUCGUGAUGAGUGUAUACAAACACGACACCAGCUUGAACAGCAUGUUGUUCUGUACAAAUGUAUGUUAGAGCUGUGUAGUUGAUUGUGUUGUUUUUAUU